Molecule: messenger RNA, 336 nt
Organism: Iphiclides podalirius (scarce swallowtail)
Lineage: Eukaryota; Metazoa; Arthropoda; Insecta; Lepidoptera; Papilionidae
Source: the annotation of a GenBank genome assembly
AUGAAUGGUUGCUUUGAUUCGUUUAAUGGCUCCCGCAAAACCGCCGCACCAGAGCACAAUGAGAUUUAUUUGCGCAUUCGCUCUUUCGGGCGCGUGUCGCGUUUCCCAUCCUAUUCAAUUACGACGCGCACCAAACAAAAUUGUCACGGUCACGUCCCUAAUGGGACGCCGCCAAGCGUUGAACAAACACCGGCGGGGAGUAAAACGCAGGUCGCGUGGCGUCGCGACAGGAGUUCCAAUAACGCCCCGCCGUUUCGAUAUCGCGCGGCGGGACUAGGGACCAACCGAGCGUGGGACUACGCGGCGGCACUUAACGUCGCGCUAGGUGCGGGGGAC